UUGCUCGUUAGUUGUUAUUUUUUUAGAUGGACCGACUGCUCACUGGUACUUCUCAGACAGUUGUUGAGAAAUGAAGAAAUUACCAAGGACGGUAAUGUGGUGAAGAGCGAUGAGUUUGUAAGGGUUCUUCUUUACGAAUGGAUGAUACAAGCUGCAACUUUUGAUGUGUUUGGAGCCGUUGUGACGGUUGUCCAAAAUCUGUCGAUGAGUGACUUAAUAGAAAAAUUUCUGGAUGAACAAGCAUCUGAAGAUAUAUUGAUAGAAGACAGACGUCCUGUUCUCACGUGGAAAUGUAUCAACCUAAUGAGGGUGGUCGAUAACAAAAGGCUGGUUCGCGUCUUGCGCGAAGUUAUAACGGCAUGGCCGAAGAAAAAGUGCGCUCAGCCAGCAUCAGAGUUGAUGUCUAGUGUACAUGAGAUGGUUAAAAUAGCACAAAACCAUCAGAAUAUCGGAAAGGCUUGCGCUGGAUUGUUGAAGUCCGAUCCUGGUGCAAUCAUGUGCAGCGAAUUUGGCUUUCUCUUGGUUUUUGCUUUGUGCAGCAUUGAUAGAUAUAAAGCUGCCACUAUCUCGGAGCUUAUCAAGGUCUUCCAAAGGCUGUGGAACUUCCGUGAAAAUGUACAGGAAUUCGGCUGGAUUGAGGGCAGUGGACUCGGUGAAGUAGUGAAUGUGGUUGAAGAUCAGGUCAACUGCCUCGUGCAACGGCUGGGUGAAGAUGUGGAAGCGUGGGAAUUACUCUCAAACCCGACUGUCACUCUGAUGCAGUCGUUACUUCGUCUUCCAUCAGCUAAGGAAGUGACUAUAGUGGACGGCAGAGUUGCCGAUGGCUGUCCCAUGUGGUUGUUUGCAAGAAAUGUCCUUACCAAGGUGAUUGUGUCAAAAAGAAAAGAAAUGGCCACCCAUUUGUCGAUGGUCAUCGAAUCUGUUACAACUUCUUCACCAAGUGUGGCUCUAAUUUAUGUCGAUAUGCUGGUGGAAAUUGUGCGAAAUUGUACCCUUGAUGUGCUAAACAACUGGAAGGAACUAGAGAGCCUCUUCAAGUGCAUAUGUCAGAUAAGACGAGAUAUAUCGGUGUCGCUGGUUAGGUGUCUUAUGCCCGUCAUCAACAACAGGUCUCAGCUAAGAGAAUUGCUGCUUCAGAGCGUUAAGAAGGCCGAACAUGGUGGCUGA
Messenger RNA from Cylicostephanus goldi, 1167 nucleotides. NCBI's taxonomy places the organism in Eukaryota, Metazoa, Nematoda, Chromadorea, Rhabditida, Strongylidae. The record is from the annotation of a GenBank genome assembly.